This is a messenger RNA of Spirodela intermedia, 5652 nucleotides long. The record is from the annotation of a GenBank genome assembly. NCBI's taxonomy places the organism in Eukaryota, Viridiplantae, Streptophyta, Magnoliopsida, Alismatales, Araceae.
AUGAGAGGGCAUGCCCCUUCCGUUGGGUCGCGGGGGCGCUCGGAUUUUCUUUGUGGUCCCUGUUGCCCAUCACCACCCUCGUUGCAGAUCUCUGGGAGAUUCCUGGAAACGAAGGUGAACAAGGGAAAACUACGUCUGAGAUGCAGUUCGGGUCUCGAAGAAGGAGAGGUGGGGGAGCCUCGAACAAUGACUUUGCGCUCGCGUUGCCUUUUCCCUUACUGCAUAUUUUAGAGAGCAUAUCGAUGAUUGCAUCGUUAAACAUUAUCUCCACUCUUCGGCUUUCUCUUUCAGGACUAUUUGAUUGAUGCUCCUGUCUCAGUUGGAGAUGGAUUUUCUUUCAGUGGAGGUGAACUCUAGUUUUUUGAGAAUCUACGUCAUUCCCAUCAUCGUCUCACACCCCCUAUUUUCUCGGUUGCUGUCUUUCACAUUGGAUUUUUUCUUUCAAAUCUAUUAAAUCGCUAUUCGUAUCUUCAUAAAAUUCUGGAUCCGUUGUGCAGGAAAAUACUCCGAAGGUCCGAAUCCGUCCGACGAAUGGUUCAAGAAAGGGAAAAUAGUGAGUCGAUAUUUUCUUUACAUAUUUUCUCAUAUAAUUUAGAUAUUAUUAGUUUUUGAAGAUUUGGAAUUAUUUUCGCGCAAUACACAUGGUUUUGUCCUGGUCCCUGUCCUCUUCGACCUGUUUUGGUCCCUCAACCGUGACUCUCAAGUUCCAGACUUCAAUUGUGGGUAUUUCCUUUUCCAGCAACAUACUAUAUUAUCAUAUGAUUAAAUGAUUAAAUUUACCAAGAAAUUGUGGUCGUAUUGCGUGAAAAUUCAGCAAAAAGAGAUUUCGAAUCUGGAAAUGGAUACCAUCCUAUCCCUUAUAGCCAAAGGUCAAAUUCGUUUGUGAACUUUUAAACUGAUAUUUUAGUAUUUUUAUACCAGGUCAAAGCUCAUCCCGUUCGCGGAAUUGGAGAUAAGGCAACCGACCCAAUUUUUGGUCUUACAUUGGGUUCUGGUUCCCAGACAUCAGCCGAUGUUUUCAGGUGAUCAGAAUUUUUUUGAUUGGAAGGACAUCAUCUUAUUUGGAGUUUUUCACAGGAACUUUAAGAUCAUAAAGUCCCUGUAUGUAUUAGUCUUAGAUGAUACGGAAUUUUAGAAGAAAUCGUCAUGUGGCUAACAGCUCUCGUGAUUUUGUAGAUGGUUUUGCGUUGAAACUGGAGUUUCUACUAAUUCUUCAGUUAUUUUAGUCCACGGGCUCCCCUCCCAGGUAAUGUUGGAUCGCGAUGGUGAUGUUUCUCUUAAUGUAAGGAUUCUUUUUCUGUGGAACAGCACACGAGUAAUUAAAAAAAUUGGCUAUUGAAACCCUUAUAAUGUUUGUUCAUGCAUAUUCUCAAUAAUUCGGAUUUCCUGGAGCAUUUUUUUGGCUUUUAGAAAACCUUUAUGGAACCUAAUCACCUCUAUAACUAUUUUUAAAGGCUGCCUAAAUAAAUGUAGAUAGUGAAGGAUUAUUUUCUUUCACCGGUUCAUGGGAGACGGUGACAAAUUUUGUGCUGAAAAAGCCCUUUAAAUAGUGUUAUGCGUGUGCCAUUACUUUGAUGUCAUCACUCGAUUCUUAAGAAUACUCUCAGCUACUGUUUUCAUACAAGGCUGCCUUAUAGGUUUACUGACCUUUUUCUUCUUCAUCUCUGUGCCUUGAGGAUCUGCAAGACCUACAAUACCAAAUGCCUCAUAUUUUUCUUCAUUGAAGUUAUUCUUUUGCGACAGCAAGGAGAAGAGGAAAAACGAUAAAUGAUUGGAUGCUCUAGGAAAAAAAAUCGAAUUCCUAGCUAAAUAAACCAUAAGAUGGCUAGUGACGAGGAUAGAAAUGAUGUAGCUCCAGAUCAAGCAUGCAGCUUAGCAUGGAUUGGAAAUUUUCAAUUAAUUUAAUAAUUAUUUUAAAACUUGGUUACCACAAAAAUAUGAUGAUUCGGUUUAACAUUAUUAUUGGUCCAGGGAAUGCGACCAGUGAACCUGCCAAAAACUGUUAUUUAAUUGAUUUAUCUACUAUCAUCUUUCAUGGCUAGGAAACAAAAUAAACUAGCCAUUAUGUCGUCAGAAUAACAAUAUAGUCACCAAAUCACUCGUCUGUUUGUUUAGUAUUAUUAUUUUAUACAUUUUCUAGCGACAAACGGGGAAGACUUCUUCAGUUUGUUGGAUGAUUUCAGAGUCCCACUUCUUUGAGAUUUUUUCUAUAUGAUCACCAGGCUUAUUCCUUUCGCAAAGUUCUACCCAAAUUAUCCGAAGAUUUUCAUGCAAUUGCUUUCGAUUGGCUUGGUAAGCUUCACAACUCGACUAGAUAUCUCGGGUUUUUUUAAUAAUUUAUAUGAUUCUUUUUACCUCAUUUUAUUUUGGUAAUUUAAGAGAAAAACCUGACGUUAUUCUUGCUUAAGUGAGAAAUACGAUACACUAGAACUGCCUAUUGUGACUAAGUCAAAUCUGUCUCCAUUCCUAUGAUAUUAGUAUAUGCGGUAUUAAAUCCCUGAGAGCAGAUAAGCCGAUUUUUUAACAUAAACAUUUUAAAUGAACUUUACGCUUUUUUUCGAAAAUUUAGGAAUUAUUAUGUUCAAUGGGUUGGAUUUUUGGAGUUUACAAGAUGUUAUCAUGUUUGUAUUGAUUUAUUUUAUAAGCACGGCAGUCAGAGACGACUUUAUUGAUAAAUAAAUUUUCUUAAGGCUUGGUUUUUCUCUUCUCAUCCUGUAUAUAGCAGGGUGUUCGUUAAUGCGAGAGACUGCUUAUCGCAAUCUACAUAACACCAGUAGAAUCAAUGUAUGGUUUAACUUUUUUUGCCAUCAUCCAGAUAAAAAUGUUCAUCAUCAUCAAUCAUUUACCCAUUAUAUUUUAGUUGGAGUAGAGGAUACAUAUAAUAUCCUCCUAUUCCACUACUUUUAUGUUUUUCAUAUUGAAUAUGUAUAAUUCUUUUCUCUGUUUCUUUGAUUUUUUUUCUUAAAUUUCAUGCGGGAACUAUUUACACUUGUUUAAAAUACUUCAGACAUCAUUCACGAACUUUAUUUUCAAGAAGGUCGGGCCAUGCACGCGCCUUGCUUUCAUAAUUCCAGUCAAAACCUUCGUUAGUGUUUCAAACUGAAUGUGAAGUUUAAAGUUUUUCUGCUCAGUUUAUCUGAAAAAGGGCAUACUGUUCGUUUGGUGUCAAUGUAUUUUGUUUUCAGGCUUUGGAUUUUCAGAUAAGCCUCAGCCAAAGUACGGUUUUGACUACACAUUAAAUGGUAAAUAGCACGAGAAAUCUGCAGUUUUUCCAUCGCCACUCUUGAGUACUAAUUCAUUUCAUUUCUCCUUUUAGAAUAUGUCUCAUCUUUGGAUUCGCUCAUAAAUGAACUUGGUGUCAAUGACUUUUCACUUGUCGUUCAAGUAUGUUGCGAGAUCCUCAAAUCUAUUUCUAUAUUAGUAUUUUCCCCCGGGAAUAUAACGGAAAAAAUUUAAAUACUUUGCAGGGAUACUUUGCUCCGGUUGUUGUAAAAUAUGCAAGUUUACAUCAAGAAAAACUGAAAAAUAUCAUACUCAUCAAUCCUCCAGUAAGAACUUCCUAAUCAUUUUAUAUUAUAUAAAUAUCGUUAGAAGUUUUCUUCAUUGAAACUUUUUUCAUGGAUUUUAGGGAAAUAUGCUAAGUGAUAUGUGCUGACAGAUAGAAAAAGGUCUAGAAAGACGUAUUUUAGCUACAGAAAUCAUGACUGCGACACUGCGUGAAUUGACAUGGUUAAUGUUUGCGUUACAGCUGAUGGAUAAGCAUGCAAAGCUUCCAUCAACUCUCUCCAUUUUCAGCAACUUUUUGCUGGGUGAAAUUUUUUCUCAGGUCAGGAAACAGUUCCCUACAUGGAAAUCAGAAUGAUGAGUAAUGUUUUUCCGAUACUAAGAUAACUUUCAUGUUUUUUUACCUCUCUCACUGUGCAAUUUUAUUUUUUUCAGGAUCCACUGCGAGCAAGUGACAAAGUCUUGACUAGUUGUGGGCCGUACAUGAUGAAAGAAGAAGAUGCAAUGGUCUAUAGAAGGCCAUAUCUCACAUCUGGAUCGUCUGGCUUUGCACUGAAUGCAAUUAGCAAAGCCAUGAACAAGGAACUGAAGGCAAGUUACUCUCUUACAGAUUCGCAUACCUUAGUCAUUCAUCGGUUGAUUUUUAGGUUUUUGGCACACAUUUUUCAGAUUUGAAUCUUUAUCCUUAACGUUGACUUUAAAUUUCCAUUCAUAUAUCCCUGUCAGUAUAUUUUACUCUUAACGUAUUUAGGCCUAUGAUCUUUAGAAUACAUAUCUGUAUUUUCCACUUCGGUAUUGGUCUUGUCCUUGCAUAAACUCUGUCAUCCAACUAGGAGUCCUCACAUAACAACCGUUUGCAUUUAUGAGUAAACACACUGCUGAUUGGUAGCAUUUAUUAGUGAUGAUGGGUGGCUCAUCUUAUUGUGUACCCUUUUUUUGGACAUUUUUAUUCAAUGCCCAAAUCUUGAAAAUACCCUCAUCGAGAGUUAAAGGCCUCGCUAUUGGGUUAGAAAUCAUCUUAAAUUGAAAUAUUUCUGUGAGAGACAUUAUAAUUGUAACUUGACUAGCUUUUUAAUAUGUCAUUCUGAAAGAAAUUAAAAAAUCUAUCACAUUCCCAAAAAUAUUAAGAUUCUAGCUGAAGAUUCUAGCUGGAUUCGAAUGCGCAAAACAAUUUUUUAAUUUUUUGGCGUUAUCUUCUUAAUGAUUUGAACCUCAGAGUUACACUGAAGAAAUGAGAACCAUACUAUCAAGUGAAUCAUGGAAAAUUCAAACGACAAUAUGCUGGGGCCAGAGAGAUCGGUGGUUGGAUUACGAUGGAGUCGAGGAGUUUUGCAGUCGUUCAAACAUCAGAUUGGUAGAGCUACCGACGGUAUGUUUCACUCGUAUCCAGAAGUGCUCCUUUACAUUUGAAAUGAAUAUUCUCCUAAGCUACAAAUUAUUUUAAAAUCUCCCCGAAAAUCAUCCUAUUCGUCUCCCAUAUGUGAAAUAAUCAAGUAAAAGUAUCGAAAUAUUGAAAAAAAGCUAAGUGCAUGAUUCAUGUUCAUACCCAUGUAUGAUGGUUGGAGUCAUUUCCUCCGGGUUUUUUCAGGCAGAAUCUGUGCUCGCACACAACCUCACUGGUUUCUUUUUCUUCUUUCCAAAUUUGGGCCUAUUUUUACGCCUUCUAUCCAAUUACCGCAAUGAAAUCUCACAAAAAAUGCAGCUCCUGAGCGGUGAUUCUGGGGAUGAACAGUAAAGAAACCACACAAAACGAAUAUUCAGAUUAUGAAAGCUUGACUUUUUUCUCGUGGAAGAAGUUGAGCUUCCAAAGUUAGUACAUCGCUUUAUCAUGUCCAGCGAGGAAAAUGGUCAUACACCCAGCCACCUAGACGCCUGUUCGUCAUUGAAAAUCACCCAUAAGGCAUAAAUUCUUCUCACUUUAGGAAAGAACCAGGAUAGACCAUGGUUGGAGCUUUCGAGGCACUCAGUUGCCUUCUAAUGAUCUCUAUCUCUGCCCGUAUCUCUGUUUCGAUCUCAGACUAUCCAGCCUUCGCGCAUCCAAUAAGACCAGCUUGUCUCGUGUUUCUCCAGGCUGGGCACCAUGCACAAGAAGAUCUCGGAGAAGAGCUGGGCAAGAUCAUAAGGGGAAUAAUUGGCAAGAAGAGGUAG